Messenger RNA from Planococcus citri (citrus mealybug), 1346 nucleotides. Its product is annotated as cathepsin B-like cysteine proteinase 4. Lineage: Eukaryota; Metazoa; Arthropoda; Insecta; Hemiptera; Pseudococcidae. Gene Ontology annotation, molecular function: cysteine-type endopeptidase activity. The record is from RefSeq and is a predicted model, not a curated record. Bases 145 to 1206 code for a protein of 353 amino acids. Gene Ontology annotation, cellular component: lysosome. The transcript has 6 exons.
AUAAAAAUUCGCGUAACGAUUUCGUAAACAAUCACUCGUUGAAUAAAUGUAAAAUGUGUUUUUAGAUUUUCAAACCCAAACAAGGUAAACUUGAUUCGAAAAGUGCAUUUUAUACAGAAAAUACAUCGUCGUCAUCUCGGUACGAUGAAAUUUCUGCCAUUUAUCGCCAUCGUUUUACUAACAUCGUCAGUUUUGGCAAAUCAUCACAAAAAAUUCGAACAUGAAAAAAUUAAUUUGCGAGAAAUUGCAGCUGAAGUGAACUCAGAUCCUGCAAGUUUAUGGAAGGCAGACGCAUAUGGUUUUGACGAAGUCGCUGUGAGUGAAAUUGAAAAAAAAUUAGGGGCAAAAUUGAGCACAAAGGGCCAAUCAACGUCGAACAAACAUUCAAAAUCCAAAUUCAAAGGUCAGAAUAGACCUAAAUUAGGUGUGGGUACUGCUCUUCCCAGGUCGUACGACGUUCGACAAAGAUAUCCGAAUUGCAGCUCUGUUUCGCACAUACGAGAUCAAUCUUUCUGCGGCUCUUGUUGGGCCGUUUCCGCAGCUUCAGUAUUAAGCGAUAGAGUAUGCAUCCGUAGUAAGGGAAGAUAUAACUUUGAAUUAUCUUCUCGCUACAUACUGUCUUGCGAUAAAGACGACUACGGCUGUGAUGGUGGAUACCUGGAUUCAGUAUGGGAUUUUUUGGAAAGAGAAGGAACGGUAACGGGAGGUGAAUUUCAAACCGAUGAAGGUUGCCAACCUUACCCUCUUCAUCCCUGCGGCUGGCCGCGAAAAUUGGCAUGUCCCUGGUACCUUACGCCGAAAUGUUUGAAAACUAAAUGCGAUAAUGAAUGGUAUAAAACUCCCAAGGAAAAUCGCAUGUACAAAGUCAGAGAGUCAUAUUAUGUUGGCGACUUUUUUGGAUUAUUUAACGAAUACUACAUCCGAGAUGAAAUCUUCCACAAUGGCCCAGUUCAAGCAGGCUUCUACGUGUAUGCAGACUUCGUAGCAUAUAAAUCAGGUAUAUACUACCACACGAAAAGAUCCCAGUUUUUGGGAGGACAUGCAGUCAAAAUCAUCGGAUGGGGAGAAGAAAAAGGAGUCAAGUACUGGAUAAUUGCUAAUUCAUGGGGCGAAUCUUGGGGUGAGAAUGGAACAUUUAGAAUGAUACGAGGAGAAGACAACUGUGGAAUAGAAGACGAAGUUUAUGCUGGUAUUCCAGCACUCUAAUUUGUUUAUACGAAAUGCAUAUUGAAUAGCGGAGUAUGUAAUGCUGAUAUAACAACAUGCGUGUAUCUAUUGGUAUCGUUCAAUUUACAAGAUAUUUUAUUUUAUUAAUCAUUAAAAUGUUUUCUUGUUUGACUGCGUAA